This is a messenger RNA of Lepidothrix coronata (blue-crowned manakin), 650 nucleotides long. RefSeq names its product PYM homolog 1, exon junction complex associated factor (gene PYM1). Lineage: Eukaryota; Metazoa; Chordata; Aves; Passeriformes; Pipridae. Gene Ontology annotation, cellular component: exon-exon junction complex; cytoplasm. The transcript has 3 exons. The record is from RefSeq and is a predicted model, not a curated record. Gene Ontology annotation, molecular function: RNA binding. Gene Ontology annotation, biological process: exon-exon junction complex disassembly. The coding region runs from base 48 to 650 and encodes 200 amino acids.
CGCCCGUGGCGUCACUUCCGGGGCGGGGCCGAGACGCGCGCGCAAAGAUGGCGACGCCCUAUGUGACGGACGAGACCGGGAGGUACAUCCCCUCCACGCAGCGGCCGGAUGGGACGUGGCGGAAGCAGCGGCGGGUGAAGGAGGGCUACGUUCCCCAGGAGGAGGUGCCCGUGUACGAGAACAAAUACGUGAAGUUUUUCCGGAGCAAACCGGAGCUGCCGCCGGGGCUGAGCCCGGACACGGCCCCGGCGCGGCCCCCGGGACCCCCCCAGGGCCCCCCCCCCGAGCAGGGGCUGUCCAAGGCCGCCCGCAGGAACCUCAAGCGCAAGGAGAAGCGGCGGCAGCAGCAGGAAAAGGCCCCGGAGCGGCCGCAGGACACGGACGGACUGAGCCCGGCGCUGGAAAAGCUGUCGCUGUCGGGGCCCGGCGGGACAGGAGGGGCCCCCCCGGCCCAGGGGGGCGACGGCGCCGGGAAUUCCGAGCGCAGCCGCCGCAUCAAGAGCCUGCGGAAGAAGCUGCGGCAGGUGGAGGAGCUGCAGCGGCGCCUCGAGGCCGGGGGGCUCCCCCAGCCCACCCAGGAGCAGCUGGAGAAGCUGGGCCGGAGGAAAGCGCUGGAGGACGAACUCAGGGGGCUCGAGUCGGACUCGUAG